Lactuca saligna is the source of this 1211-nucleotide messenger RNA. The record is from the annotation of a GenBank genome assembly. NCBI's taxonomy places the organism in Eukaryota, Viridiplantae, Streptophyta, Magnoliopsida, Asterales, Asteraceae.
CCCUUUAUAAUUUUGUCGACUAAAAAAGAUUACGUCUAGACACCCCAACUUUUUACUUGGUCCGGUUGUAGUGUUGACGGCUGGAUGAUUUUUGAAGCGAAGUCGGUAGAUUUAAAAUACGAAUCCAACCCCCUUUUUUUAAGUUCAUAAAGCAAAAACCUAAAGAUUUGUUCCCCUAUAUUCGAUCGUCAUUACAACGCAAUUCAGAAAUUCAUAUCUAGAAUCACUAUUAUCCUUCAUAUCGACCCACGAAUUCGGCACUAUUAUUGUCCAUUAUAGACCACCUACUCACCAUCUUCAAUUCUGUAGUUGAAACCCUACUCCUCUGAUUUGUCUCAAUUAGAUUCAGUCAUUUGCCGAAGAAAGGGGGAAGAAGAUGAAGAUCACCGCGUUACUAGUGUUGAAGUGCGACGCGAGAUCCGACGGAUCGGAACCCGUGAUACUAGCAAACGCGACAGAUGUGAGUCAUUUUGGGUACUUCCAGAGGGUCACCGUCAAGCAGUUCAUCGUCUUCGUUGGUCGGACCGUCGCCAAACGCACCCCUCCCGAUCAACGCCAAUCCGUCCAACACGAAGAGUAUAAGGUGCAUUCAUACAACAGAAAUGGUCUAUGUGUGGUGGGCUUCAUGGAUGAUCACUACCCUGUUAGAAGUGCUUUCUCUGUAUUGAAUAAGGUAAUAGAUGAGUAUCAAAAGUGUUUUGGUGAUUCAUGGAGGACAAUACAAGCUGAUAGCACCCAACCUUGGCCUUAUCUAAACGAAGCUUUAACCAAAUUUCAGGAUCCUGCUGAGGCAGAUAAGCUGUUGAAAAUUCAGAGGGAGUUAGAUGAAACCAAAAUUAUCCUUCAUAAAACCAUUGAUAGUGUUCUUGAAAGAGGGGUAAAACUUGACAGUUUAGUUGAAAAGAGUUCAGAUCUCAGUGCAGCUUCACAGAUGUUCUACAAGCAAGCAAAGAAGACAAAUCAAUGUUGCACAAUAUUAUGAGUAUAGAAAUUCUUAUGACACACUUUUCACUUGAUUUUAAGUAAAAGGUUUUUCACUUUCAUGUGUUGAAUCAUUUGGAGAUAAAUUACAUGUAAUAUUUGUGUCUACUAUUUCUAAAGCCUAAAUCCCAUGUACCAUAAUACUACUCAUGAUGUCUAUGUUUAUGUUUUAUUUGUAAUGUUUUUUUAACUAAAAGUUUUAAGGAUUUGAUAUUUUUUAAAAGCUAAAA